Alligator sinensis (Chinese alligator) is the source of this 1647-nucleotide messenger RNA. Its product is annotated as epoxide hydrolase 3-like. The record is from RefSeq and is a predicted model, not a curated record. NCBI's taxonomy places the organism in Eukaryota, Metazoa, Chordata, Crocodylia, Alligatoridae. The coding region runs from base 138 to 1193 and encodes 351 amino acids. The transcript is spliced from 8 exons. Gene Ontology annotation, molecular function: hydrolase activity.
GGGAUAUGGGAAGUCACCAAGCAGAGUAAAAGCUGUUUCCAUCUCUGGCUUGGGUGCAGAAGAUACCAGGCUGGAACGACAGCCUGGGCUGUGCUGUCCCUCUCCCAGUUCCUGCUGGCUCCUGACAACUGGUGCAGAUGUGCCACCUCCUGUACCACGUGGGCAUUUUCCUCGUCUGCCUCCCAGUGGGGGCCAUCUACCUGCUGUGGGUGCUGUGGCUGCUGGUGACCAAGGGACCAUUGAAGACCUUCCACUGGAGGGUGCGGAAGACCCUCCCAUCAUGCCUCAUGGGCACUGCCUAUGGGAAGCACUGCUACCUGCGGCUUGAGAGCUCAAGGCUGCGCUUGCAUUAUGUCACAGCUGGUCCAGAGGAGGCCCCACUCAUGCUGUUACUGCAUGGGUUCCCGCAAAACUGGUACUGCUGGCGGCACCAGCUGCAGGAGUUUCGGAAGCGGUUCCGGGUGGUGGCGCUGGACAUGCGGGGAUACAACGCCUCGGACGCCCCCAGCGGGGAGGAGAGCUACGAGAUCCCGCUCUUGGUGGAGGAUGUGCGGGAGGUCAUCGAGAUACUGGGUACCAAGGACAAGCAGGGCUCCUCCAAAGCCAUUGUGGUGGGACACGACUGGGGCGGCGUCCUCGCUUGGGUGUUUGCUGCCCAACACCCUGACCUGGUGGAGAAGCUGAUCCUCAUGAACACCACAUGCUGCUCUGCACUGAUCGAGUACUCCAUCUGCCACCCCAUGCAGCUGCUGCGCUCCUCCUACAUGUUCCUGUUCCAGCUGCAGGGCUACGCUGAGCUCAUCUUGUCCCUGGGUGACUUUGCGCUGCUGAAGUGGUUCAUGAGCAGCAGGAUUGCAGGAAUCCAGAACCUGCAGCAGUGCCACACGGAGCAAGAGCUGGAGGCUUACAUCUGCGGCCUUUCCCAGCCAGGCAGGGUGACCGCAGCGCUUAACUACUACAGGGGCCUCUUCAGGAGGCCCUUUGUGAAGGAGAAGACUGUGCUGGCACCCACACUGGUGAUCUGGGGGAAGAAGGACGUGUUCCUGGAGGUUGGGCUGCUCACAGUCAUGCAGCGGUACUUCCACCGUGGGUGCCAAAUUGAGUGCCUCCCCCAGUGCAGCCACUGGGUGCCUGAGGACCAGCCUGAGAAGGUCAAUCAGCUGAUGUGGACCUUCCUGCAGGAGAACAGAUGAGGCAGUGCUGCAGCAGGGAUGGGGCCUGGGGCUGGGCCCAGGACCCCAUGGCAGAGGCCUGAGCCUGGCCUGGGCCUUGGGGAGGGCAGUGUUCACCUAUUCACCCAGGGUGGUUUGUGCCCAGCUGUGCCUCUCCCUUCUGACCGUCUGCCUGUGUGCCUGGAAAUUCAGUCCCAGACAGACAGCUUGAGAGAACCUGACCUCUCCCCACAUCUCACCCUCCUGGGCCCAUUUGCCAAGGACCCAGGGCAGUGGCUGCAGCAGAAUUCUCCCCAUUCACAGGGUAACCACCCCCUUUCCCUUCACCCACCAGGAUAGCUCCCUGUGUUCCCUAAGCUUGGCCCUCCUGGGCACAUCCAUACAUGCAGGCACGUACACUUGCAGCAGCUCAAAUAGAAGUGCAAAUUUGAGCCGGGGCUUUUUGCCUCGGUGCACAUGCUCGGACAUGCACUUU